Molecule: messenger RNA, 639 nt
Organism: Halichondria panicea
Lineage: Eukaryota; Metazoa; Porifera; Demospongiae; Suberitida; Halichondriidae
Exons: 3
Coding region: 100-597 (165 amino acids)
Source: RefSeq, a predicted model, not a curated record
UAAAGGACUAUUAAAGACUGCAACUGACUCAAGGGAAGAGUAUAGUGUAGUGACUUAGGCCCUAGGGCCGCAGGCCUCGAGGGCAAGUGCACUGUGGAGAUGUAUACAAUGAGUCUUGGUGCAGUACUGUUGAUGCUGAUAGCUACUGGAGCAAUGGUCUCCGGACAAAUCCAGCCUAUAUAUGCUGACAAGGCUCUGGAUGACCUGUCUAGAGCCAACGAGAUGUUGAGGGUGGACAUUGAGAAGUGGGGGGCCUCUAAGGACAGAGAGAUGUGCUCGCUCAUGAAGCAUUUGGGAGACUCGCACAUCACCUAUCAUCAGAAGUGUCUAGAUGAAUGGGAGGUAGUACUGAAGCUCCUCAAAUCCCGGGCGUCCAACAGCCCACCCCCUGAGCUCAUCGACCAAUCAAACGCUGAGUCUGAAGUAGAACAUAGACCAGACCUCCUCCUCCCCGACAGUCUCCCAGGUAAAGACUCUCCGAGCGAACAACCAUCUGAAAAACUGGAAAAAUCAGAUUCUUUGGACGAUCUUUUUAACUAUGCCUAUUAUUUUUGUUACUGGGUAAGCUUAUUUCAGGAUGCAAAUAACUUUUUUUGAUUGUUCUCUCAGCGUGUAUGUAAUGAAGUGAAUUUGAAUAUU